AUGGCUCCUGGAUUAGUUCGUAAUCCAAAACCAAGAAUCAUACCAAAUAAUUCUCGGCAGAUUCUCAUGGAACACAUAACAGGAGGUUUAACAAGGAAUAAAACCCGACAAUCCGAGAAAACCGAAAUGGCAUCAGACAAAGUGAACAAGGGAUUGCCAAUAACAGAUGGUUCGUCUAUAGGAAGCAAAACUGCGAAUCCGACGUUCGAGGGAAACAUGCCAACUAAUCAGCCUCCUCAAACUCAUCAAAAGGAGAACACUCUUAUGCCAGAAGUUCAGACUCCUCAAACUCAAACUCAGCACAAGGAGAGCACUCUUUUGCAAGAAGUUCAAACUCAGCAACAAGAAGAGAGGACUCGGCAAAAUCAAAGUCAGCAAAAUGGAAGCACACUUCAUUCUCCAUUACAAGAGGGAAGUCAACAUACUCAAUCACCUCAGGCAGAUAUCAUUGGAGUAGGUGGCCAAGUUGGUCGUUGA
This is a messenger RNA of Striga asiatica, 477 nucleotides long. Lineage: Eukaryota; Viridiplantae; Streptophyta; Magnoliopsida; Lamiales; Orobanchaceae. The record is from the annotation of a GenBank genome assembly.